Fimicolochytrium jonesii is the source of this 2325-nucleotide messenger RNA. RefSeq lists its product as uncharacterized. NCBI's taxonomy places the organism in Eukaryota, Fungi, Chytridiomycota, Chytridiomycetes, Spizellomycetales, Powellomycetaceae. The annotation marks the transcript as partial. The transcript is spliced from 3 exons. The record is from RefSeq and is a predicted model, not a curated record. Gene Ontology annotation, molecular function: 3'-5'-RNA exonuclease activity; RNA binding. Gene Ontology annotation, cellular component: P-body; exosome (RNase complex).
UACAUCACUCUAAGCGAAGUAACCACGGGUUUGAAAGAGGGCACCCUCCACAAGGGCUCCCUCCGCAUAAACCGCCGCAAUCGCUUCGACGCCUACGUCUCCCUCGACCCCACCCCCACCUCCUCCAUCACACAAGAUAUAUACAUCUGCGGCACGCGCAACCGCAACCGUGCGCUGGACGGGGAUACCGUUGUUGUGAGGUUGCUGGAUGGGGAGCAGUUGGAGAAGGAACGGGCUGAGGAGGCGAGUAGGAGGGAUAGGAAACGGAGGGAUGAUAAAGAGAGACAAGCAAGGUGUGAUGUUAGGGCUGAGGGGGAGGAGGAGGCGACUGAGGUGGAAACCGAGGUUGAAGUGGAAGAGAGCGAGCCUGCUGAAAACAGGAUCUUCGGUAAGAUCGUGUACCUGGUUGACCGAAGAUCGAAUGGAGAGUAUCCCGGCACGCUGUCGUGGGAUUCUCCGAACGCUUUUGGAAGGGGGGGAGGGCGGUCGUUGGAUCAGAGGCCGAGGCUGGUUUGGUUUCAGCCGACGGACAAACGCGUCCCCCUCAUGGCGAUCCCCACCGAACACGCCCCGCGCGAAUUCAUGCAAGACCCCACCGCCUACUCCACCAUCCUCUUCAAAGCCUCCAUGGGCCGCUGGCCAUCUACGUCUCAACACCCCUUCGGCGUCGUCACGGGAACCCUCGGCCAGCUCGGCGAGAUCUCGAUCGAGACUGAGGCAUUACUCGUCGACGCGGGGGUUACGUGGGAUACAUUCACCGAUGAAGUUAUCAGCUGCCUGCCCCGCACGCCGUGGACGAUCCCCAAGGAGGAGUAUGCGAAACGGAGGGAUCUGAGGGCAGAGACAAUUUUCUCGAUCGAUCCGCCUACUGCGCGGGAUCUGGACGACGCGGUGUCGGUGAAGCCGGUUGGGGAGGGGAAGUUUGAGGUUGGGGUGCAUAUUGCUGAUGUGUCGCAUUUCGUGCGGCCGGGGAGUGCGCUGGACAAGGAGGCGAGGAACCGCGCUACGACCGUUUACCUCGUGCAAAAGGCGAUCCCGAUGCUUCCGAGGUUGCUGUGCGAGGAGUUGUGUAGUUUGAACCCGGGCGUGGAGAGGUUGGCGUUUUCGGUGAUUUGGAUCAUGGACGCACAAGCCCGUCCCGUCGGCAAGCCCUGGUUCGGCAAAUCGGUGAUCAAGUCCUGCGCCAAGCUCAGCUACGAGCACGCGCAGCGGAUCAUCGAAGGGCGGCGGUGGGACGGCCUCCCCAAAGUCGAGCUCAGCGGCGGGGUCACCAUGGACCGUCUCAAGGCGGACAUUCUACGGUUCUACGAGUUCAGCCGCAUGAUGCGCCAACGACGGUUCGAGGACGGCGCGCUAGCGAUCAAUAACUAUAAACUGUGGUUCAGCAUCGACGAUUACGGCAACCCGUACAACACGGGGAUAUACGAGAUCAAGGAGGCGAAUAAGUUGAUUGAGGAGUUUAUGUUGCUGGCGAACAUGGCCGUCGCGCAGAAGAUCAGCGAGGUCUUCCCCAACACCGCGCUGCUGCGGAACCACGCCCGCCCCGCGGAGAAGAGCAUGGCUGACUUCGUGCAGUUUGCGGCGAAGCUGGGCUACGUGAUCGACCCGGAGACCUCGGCGUCCCUCCAACAGUCGUUUGAGAACAUCCCGGACGCCAACCAACGCACGGUGCUCAAACAGCUGUGUAUCAAACCCAUGCAGCGCGCAAAGUACUUUUGCACCGGGAGCGUGGAUAUCCAGCAAUGGCGCCAUUUCGCGCUGAGUGUGCCGCUGUACACGCAUUUCACGUCGCCGAUUAGACGGUACUGCGAUCUGGUCGUGCAUCGGAUGCUCGAGGUUAUCUGCGACGGCCGGAACGAGGACGUGUAUGACAUGAAGGAGGUGGCGAUGAUUGCCAAGCGGUGUAACGAUAUGAAGGACGCGUCCAAGGCGGCGCAGGAGGCGAGUCAGAAAUUGUAUCUGUGCGCGUACCUGGCGUUGUUGAGCGAGCAGGAGGCCGCGAGGGUGGCCUCCAUGGGCGAAAGCACACAGAACGCCGGCGCGGGCGUGCUAACCGAAGCACAAGUCUACAACAUCGGCACGCGUUCACUCGACGUGCUCGUCCCCGAAUUCGGCGUCGAGAAACGGGUCUGGAUGGAAGAUUCGAUCGAACUGGGCGAUGUCGUCGGCGUCGAGGACGUGCAUGGCGAGAUUGGCGCGUUGAGGAUCCAUUGGAACAAGCCUACCGCUGACGGGUUGGAUGACGACCCUGAGGGACUAGCGGACCGGUUGGCGAGGUUGGAGUUGGCGGAGAUGGAGCGGGAGGAAAGUGAUCUGGCCAAGACG